AUUACCCACAUAAAGUCUAUAUAAUUACAAUGGCUCACGAAACUGUUUGGUACUCCCACCCAAGAAAAUUCGGCAAAGGUUCUAGACAAUGCCGUGUCUGUUCUUCCCACACCGGUUUGAUUAGAAAGUACGGUUUGGACAUCUGUCGUCAAUGUUUCAGAGAAAGAGCCUCUGACAUUGGUUUCCACAAGUACCGUUAAGUUAUGCUACUGAAACUGCAUUUUUGAAUUUAUUUAAUCUAGCUGUUAAUCUGUGUAUAAUUAAGGGUUUUAAAAGAGCCUGGCUCAAUAUAUAAGUAUAUUGGUUGA
[Candida] anglica is the source of this 308-nucleotide messenger RNA. Lineage: Eukaryota; Fungi; Ascomycota; Pichiomycetes; Serinales; Debaryomycetaceae. The record is from the annotation of a GenBank genome assembly.